Messenger RNA from Mollisia scopiformis, 1921 nucleotides. Its product is annotated as alpha/beta-hydrolase. Lineage: Eukaryota; Fungi; Ascomycota; Leotiomycetes; Helotiales; Mollisiaceae. Gene Ontology annotation, molecular function: peptidase activity. The record is from RefSeq and is a predicted model, not a curated record. The transcript is spliced from 9 exons. Gene Ontology annotation, biological process: proteolysis. The coding region runs from base 96 to 1487 and encodes 463 amino acids.
CUUCUUCCACCACCAGAGCCAGCCAUCCUUGCGGCACUUUUCUCCAACUAUUCCACGUCAUAAGAGACCAUCUUGACAUACUACUGUCUCCGAACAUGGCUGCCAGGCUUCUUGAGUCCAAAUCCCAUCUCGUCCCAGGAAAGCUGAAGGUCUCGGAACUCUUCUUCGAAGUCCCAAAAGACCAUUUGAAGCCAGCAGGUGGAACCAUCCAGCUCUUCGCUCGAUCGAUCACCAGGCAUGAGAAACCCGUGACUGUUCUGUCAGAGGAAGAGCAACUCAAAACCCAACAAAAGCCCUGGUUUGUGUAUCUACAGGGUGGACCGGGCUUUUCAUGUGCACCACCUCAAAACCACCCUCUCACUAAUACCGUACUCGACAAAGGCUACCAGAUGCUCUAUCUUGACCAGCGUGGAACGGGGCUUAGCAAUCCUAUCACCUCUGCUACCUUAGCCGAGCAGGGAGAUGUCCAUAGACAAGCUGACUAUCUCAAGCUCUUCAGAGCAGACUCAAUUGUAAAGGACUGCGAAGCUAUCAGAAAAACUCUGACUAAGGACUAUCCCGCAGAGUUGAAGAAAUGGUCUCUGUUUGGGCAAUCCUUUGGUGGCUUCUGUAUCCUCACAUACCUUUCCAAGUAUCCUCACGGUUUGCGUGAAGCAUUUGCAACUGGUGGGCUUGCACCUAUUGGCAAGUCACCUGAAGAGGUAUACAAGGCUACGUAUCGCAAGGUUGUCGAGCGGAACAAGGCAUACUAUCAGAAGUAUCCAGAAGAUGUUGACGCUGUGCAUGGGCUUGCUUAUCACAUCAGAGGCAAAGCUGGCUUGCCACUACCAUCCGGGGGCGUUCUCACUGUUCGAGGCUUUCUGACCCUGGGUCGAAACUUUGGGAUGCAUGGUGGUCUGGACAUCGUCCACAACCUGGUGCUGCGAAUGAAAAGCGACCUCGCCCAGUUCAAGUUCGUCACACGGCCUACGUUGUCAGCUCUCGAAAGCGCCCUGAGUUUUGAUGAUAAUGUUCUCUAUGCUGUUUUACAUGAAGCCAUUUACUGCGAGAAUGAAGCUAGCAAUUGGGCAGCGGAACACGUUGGCAAAAGCUUAAAGGAGUUCUCGUGGCUUGCCGGGUCUCCUCAAUCGGCACUCGCAGUGCGAGAGGCACCUUUGUUCUUUUCAGGUGAAAUGAUAUACCCAUUCAUGUUUGACAUCUUUCCCGAAUUGGAGAAGCUUGCACCUGUUGCAGAUGUCCUUGCCAAAUACAAUGGUUGGCCCGAACUAUACGAUCAGUGGCAGUUGGCUCGGAAUGAAGUGCCUCUUUACGCUGCGACCUUCGUGGAUGAUAUGUACGUAGACUUCGGUCUAGCUCAGGACACUGCAAAGCUGGUCAAGAAUUGCAAGCAAUUCAUCACGAAUGGGAUGUACCAUGACGCUGUUAAGAGCAAGACAGACGAUGUCAUGAAGCAGCUUUUCGCGCUCAGAGACGAUUCUAUUGACUAAUUGCAAAUUCACAAAUGCGCCCUUUGUCCCGCAAUCUCUCGGGCUCUCCUCAGCUGCUGGGGCAAAUCUUCGUUCCAUAUCCAGUCGUACCGAGUUUCCAGCGUCCGCUUGAUCAAGUCCAGAUCAGUCCCGAGCUUUUCGUCUUCGAAAUCAUAAAUCGCUGUCGCUUCACGGCUAGUCGUCACAACUUUUUGACUCCUGGGUCUUCGAAUAGCAUCAUAGGCGUGGAAUGCCUUCUCAAUUUCAUUUACCGAUUCAACCUGGCCAAGAAGAUUGGAUAGAAUGAAAGCAUCUUCAAUGGCUUGGCCUGCUCCAGCACCUUGAUGUGGGGUUGAGGCAUGAGCAGCGUCUCCUAAAAUUGCAAGACAGCCUCUGUAGUAAGUUGGUGCCGGAGGAUGGUCGAAUAAUGCCCAUACAUCGGGUUUCUCCAUAAG